Tetranychus urticae (two-spotted spider mite) is the source of this 2174-nucleotide messenger RNA. RefSeq names its product sialin. NCBI's taxonomy places the organism in Eukaryota, Metazoa, Arthropoda, Arachnida, Trombidiformes, Tetranychidae. Gene Ontology annotation, biological process: transmembrane transport; monoatomic anion transport. Gene Ontology annotation, molecular function: transmembrane transporter activity. Gene Ontology annotation, cellular component: membrane. The record is from RefSeq and is a predicted model, not a curated record.
AUCAUUAGCUCGAUAUCAUUAAAUCAUUAGGCAUAGAAAAAUCAUUUGAUUCCUUCUUAAUCCUUAGCUGUAUUAAAUCAAGUGCGGAUAUAAAAGUGUGAAUCAGUGCAAUGAUUAUUUGGUAUAAUACGAUAUAAAAGAGUUUCAAAUUGAACAAAACUUGUCAGUUAUCAAUUGUCUUGAUAAAGAUUGGUUUUGAAUAAACUGUGAAAACUCGUUUUUGAUUUAGAUUGACAUUAACGAGACUGAACUUAUCAACGUUCAAAAUAAUCCAUUCGUAACUGUUAUUUUUUGAAUAAGUUCUGGAAUGUCUAAAUCUCACCGCAGCUCGAGUUUUGCUUCAAUUGAAUCAGCGAUUAAAAAUGUGGCCAGAUUUCGAUGGUUGAUAUUCAUUCUUGGAAACAUCGCUAAUUUUGCUAACUCUUUGAUUGGGACAAGCUUAAGUUUAACAAUCGUUGCUAUGAUUGAGAAAGAUCCAACCAACUCAACACAACUCUUUGACGCAAAUGGUACAUCUACAGUCAAAAUUGCUCCAAUAUCAACGGGUAAAAUUCAUGUUGACUGGACAAGUGUGGAUAAAGAUCGUAUGCUACAAGCAGGGUUCUGGGGAAUUCUGGCAAUAUCACUGUUUAGUGGUCGCAUUUGUGAACUAUUUGGUCCAAGGAGAGUUGUAUCCUUAGCUUUAGCAUUCGUAGGAUUGACCAACAUGCUAUUUCCCUUGAUAGCAAAGCACAGUUUUUUUGGAGCUUACCUGAUUAAAAUUGUCCAAGGAAUGUGUGCUGGUCUAGUGUCACCUUCACUCUUUGUGAUGAUCUCUCGAUGGUCCACUUCAAGUGAAAGGACUUUGUCAAACUCGGUGGUAAUAGCUGGUGCUACGAUUGGUAACCUUGUUUGCCUCCCGCUUGCCGGUGUUUUGGUUAGUUCCAGUUUCCUUGGUGGUUGGCCAUCAGUGUUUUACCUCUUUGGGGGAUUUAAUUUAAUCUUUGCUGUCGUUUGGUAUAUCAUUGUUUACGACACUCCCGAGGAGCAUCCAUAUUUAAGUCCUGAAGAACUCGAAGUAAUACUUGCCAAUCGUACACUCAAAUCAGGAAAUACAAUUGAAGUGCCUUGGCGAAAAAUGUUGACAUCAUUACCGGUAUUUGCACAUCUGACUCAUAGUUUUACUUAUGGUUGGGUAAUUGCUACUGUCUCCUCUCAGAUUCCUUCAUUUUAUGAAGAGGUUCUUGGGUUUUCACACACAGCGAAUGGAUUUAUAUCGAGUCUUCCCUGGUUGCUAUCAACGCUAUGUUCAAUAACUGCAAGUACAAUUGCUGAUAAAUUGCGUCGAACUAAUCGCUUCUCUACUGUAGCAAUACGGAAGGUUCUUACCGUACUUGGUUUAGGUACAGUAUCUGGUGGAUUGGUUGCAAUAACUCUCCUUGGUAAAAGACGAAUGGCUGUUGUACUAACCUUGUCAAUUACCAAAGGAUUGGGAGGUUUAAUCAUUGCUGGUGUUGGUGCGAAUCAUCUCGACAUAGCUCCGUCAUUUGCUGGAACUUUGGGUGGAUUUGCAUCAGUGUUGAGCAGUGUGGCAUCAUUGGCUGCCAAUGAAGGUGUAGCUCAGAUCGUUGGGAAUGAAACAACAGCUCAAAAUUGGUACUAUUUCUUUUAUCUAAGCGCCGUGAUAAACAUUGCUGGAGCAAUCGUGUUUGUCCUCUUUGGUUCAGGAGAAACACAAAGUUGGGAUCCUUCAUCAGCUCCUAAGCAAAGUGAUAAAUCAAAUGAUUCAAGCUUAAAGUCACAAAAAAUCACUAAUGAAAAUAAUCAAAUGGUCAUAUAAUCUCUUGAAAACAAUAAUCCGAAUAAAGAUCAUAUUGAAUUUCAUUAUAAUAAAUGACAUAAGAUACUAUAAGAUACCAUGAAAUAGACAUUAGAUAUAAUAACAUUGAGAUUCAUUGUUUCAUCCAUUUUAUUCACUGAUAUUGAUGUAAACAAACUAUUAUAAUUAUGAAGAGAUGCUAUGAAGAUAAAGUCACCUAUUCGUUCCUUCCUUCUGAUUUGGUUUCCUUCAGUUCCUUGAAUCAGAUCCAUUAAUUUCCAUUAUUUAUAAUAUUCAGGAUCUUUGUCAUUCGUCUCAUCUUUCAUUAUAAAAUCACUUUCAGAUUAAAAUAUCAAAUUGUUUCGAUUGACUUUGU